Molecule: messenger RNA, 820 nt
Organism: Triticum aestivum (bread wheat)
Lineage: Eukaryota; Viridiplantae; Streptophyta; Magnoliopsida; Poales; Poaceae
Exons: 4
Coding region: 16-444 (142 amino acids)
Source: RefSeq, a predicted model, not a curated record
CACCAGAGCAGAGCAAUGGCGAUCACCGCUGCCGCGCUCCGCAGCACCGCGCCUCUACGCUUCUCCGCCCCACUCCGCUACGCCUUACUGCUCCGCGCCGCCGUCCCGCUACCCGGCGCCGCUCCGCUCCGCCGCGCGGCCCGUUUCCAUGCCGCCGCUCCGCCCCACGGCCCUCACCUACCGGGAUCCAAACGUUUCGGGCGUCCGAGGGAUUGCUACCGGGUCAGUGGGCCACCGGAGACGGACGAGGGUUCGCAGAAGACGGGUGUGACCUUUGAGGACCUGGAGAAAAUGGAUAAGGAGGCUCUGAUGGAGUAUAUUAAGCAGGUUACCGCUGAGAGCAACACUCUCCUGGAGGAAUAUUGCAAGUACGAUCCAUCCUACAUGGACACGAAGGACGAGACCUCGGAUCUGUCAGGACGGCUUGAUACAUCACGUCAGUGAACAUCAGCAGGAGGAUCGGAUCAGUGAAUUUGCUGGUCGUCGGAAUGUUCAUCCUGACCAUGUACGAGGUGUUUGGAGAUAAGCUGUUUUAGGUCAUGAGGUUUACCCCAUGUGGACACUGGUAGGAUAGUUGUGACCUUCAGGAAGUUUCUUAUCCUCGGAUAGUGCAGGUUUUUGGGAACUCGUGAGCUGCUGGAGUUCUUUUAUCCGUGGAGAUAGGGUCAGACAUUGCAGUUUUUAGUCCUGGUAUAUACAUCGACUUGUAGCCCCCUCUCCCAUGGAUAGCUUGGGGUUCUUUUAUCGGUCUUAUAUAGUGUCGGUAGUAUUUGGUUCAGGUACGUGACAGAAAGUUGGAAACUCUUGUUCCCAUGUGGAU